This is a messenger RNA of Solanum lycopersicum (tomato), 3384 nucleotides long. Its product is annotated as TMV resistance protein N-like. NCBI's taxonomy places the organism in Eukaryota, Viridiplantae, Streptophyta, Magnoliopsida, Solanales, Solanaceae. Gene Ontology annotation, molecular function: ADP binding. Gene Ontology annotation, biological process: signal transduction; defense response. The record is from RefSeq and is a predicted model, not a curated record.
AUGGCAUCAUCAUCUUAUUCUUCUGAGAGUAAUUCACAGUAUCCAUGUCCUCAACGGAAGUACAAGUACGAUGUGUUUCUAAGUUUUAGAGGCAAAGAUACUCGCAGAAAUUUUACGAGUCACUUGUAUGAACGUUUGGAUAACAGGGGAAUAAUCACCUUUCUAGAUAAUAAAAGGCUAGAGAAUGGUGAUUCCCUCUCAAAAGAACUAGUGAAAGCUAUAGAAGAGUCUCAAGUUGCCGUAAUCAUUUUCUCAAAGAAUUAUGCUGAGUCGAGGUGGUGCUUGAAUGAACUAGUGAAGAUCAUGGAAUGCAACGUGAAAGAUGGACAAUUAGUCAUACCAGUCUUCUAUGAUGUGGAUUCAUCACAUGUUCGAAACCAAAGUGAAAGCUUUGCAGACGCAUUUACCAAACACAAAUUGAGGUAUGAGAAUGAUGAUGAAGGAAUCCAAAAGAUGCAAAGAUGGAGGACUGCUCUAAGAGAUGCCGCAGAUUUAAAAGGAUAUGAUAUCCGCGAUUGGAUUGAAUCUGAAUGUAUUGGGGAUCUUGUUAAUAGAAUUUCGCCCAAAUUACGUGAGACUUCUUUAUCUUAUUUGACAGAUGUUGUGGGAAUAGAUGCUCAUUUAAAGAAAGUCAACUCCCUUCUAGAGAUGAAAGCAAAUGAUGUUCGGAUUGUGUGGAUCUGGGGAAUGGUGGGAGUUGGUAAAACGACUAUAGCUAGAGCUAUUUUUGAUUUACUCUCAUCUAAAUUUAAAUUUGACGGGGCUUGUUUCCUUCCGUACAAUAAAGAAAACAAGUAUGAAAUACAUUCUCUGCAAAGUAUUCUUCUCUCUAAACUGGUUGGGGAAAAAGAAAGUGUGCAUGAUAAGGAGGAAGGGAGGCACCUGAUGGCUCGUAGACUUCGUUUGAAGAAGGUUCUAGUUGUGCUUGAUAACAUAGAUCAUGAAGACCAAUUGGAUUACCUUGCAGGGGAUCUUGAUUGGUUUGGUAAUGGCAGCAGAAUUAUUGCAACAACUAGGGACAAACAUUUCAUAGGAAAAAACGAUGCUGUAUAUCCUAUGACUACACUACUUGAACAUGAUGCUAUUCAGUUGUUCAACCAAUAUGCUUUCAAAAAUGAAGUUCCAGAUAAGUGUUUCGAGGAGAUAACGUUGGAGGUAGUAAGUCAUGCAGAAGGCCUUCCUUUAGCCCUGAAAGUGUGGGGUUCUUCCUUACAUAAGAAGGAUAUACACGUGUGGAGAAGUGCUGUUGAUCGAAUAAAGAGGAACUCUAGUUCAAAAGUUGUUGAAAACCUCAAAGUAAGUUAUGAUGGGUUGGAGCGUGAAGAUCAAGAGAUAUUUCUAGAUAUUGCAUGCUUCUUAAGAGGGAAAAAACAAACCAAAGUCAAGCAAAUUCUUGAGAGCUGUGAUUUUGGAGCUGAUGACGGAUUGAGGGUGCUAAUUGACAAGUCUCUUGUGUUCAUCUCUGAAAAUGAUAUAAUUCAAAUGCAUGAGUUAAUACAAGAGAUGGGAAAAUACAUAGUGACAUUGCAAAAGGAAAGGGGAGAACUCAGCAGACUAUGGCUCACUCAAGAUUUCGAAAAAUUCUCAAAUGCAAAAAUACAAGGGACCAAGGCAAUCGAAACAAUCUGGAUACCAGAAAUUCAAGACCUAAGCUUUAAAAAAAAGGCCAUGAAAGACGUGGAAAAGCUUAGGAUAUUAUACAUCAAUGGUUUUCAUACACAUGAUAGCUCCAACGAUCAGUACCUUCCCAGCAACUUGCGUUGGUUCGACUGUUGUAAGUAUCCUUGGGAAUCAUUGCCAGCCAAAUUUGAUCCUGACAUGCUUGUUCAUCUUGAUCUCCAGCAGAGUUCACUGUUUCAUUUAUGGACCGGAACAAAGAAAUUUCCUUUUCUACGGAGGCUGGUUCUCAGCCGCUGUGCUAACUUGAGGCGAACACCAGAUUUCUCGGAUAUGCCAAAUUUGGAGUAUUUGGGUCUAAAAGAGUGUACCAAUCUUAAAGAGGUUCACCAUUCCUUGAGAUGUUCCAAAAAACUCAAUAAGUUAAAUUUGAGAGACUGUAAAAGCCUCGAGAGUUUUAGCUAUGUUUGCUGGGAAUCUCUUGAAUGUCUAUAUCUACAAGGUUGCUCUAAUUUAGAGAAAUUCCCGAAGAUCCGGGGAAAAUUGAAGCCAGAGAUAAAGAUUCAAGUGCAACGUUCUGGGAUAAGGAAACUACCAUCAGCUAUUAUUCAGCACCAGUCUUGUCUUACAGAACUAGAUUUGAUUGGCAUGCAAAACCUUGCAACACUUCCAAGCAGCAUUGGCGAGUUAAAACGUUUGGUAAAGCUAAAAGUGUCCGACUGCUCAAAACUCAAAAUCUUGCCAAAAGAGAUAGGUGAUUUAGAAAACCUGGAGAUACUUGAGGCCAGAUGUACUCUAAUCUCACAACCUCCGUCUUCCAUCGUCCGCUUGAACAGGCUUAAAGUUUUGACUUUUGCAAAACAAAAAUCAGAAGUAGGCCUCGAAAACGGAGUGUACUUUUCAUUCCCUCGAGUGAAUGAAGGAUUGCGCUCAUUGGAACAUCUGGAUCUCAGUUACUGCAAUCUAAUAAAUGAAGGACUUCCGAUAGACAUUGGAUGCCUACACUGUUUGAAAGCGUUGAAUCUGAGGGGAAAUAAUUUCGAGCAUUUGCCUCAAAGCAUAGCCCGACUUUGUGCUCUUCAAUCCUUGGACUUAUUAGAUUGCAAGAAGCUUACACAACUGCCAGAAUUUCCACGGCAAUUAGACACAAUAUACGCCGAUUGGAGCAAUGAUUCAAUCUGUAAUUCAUUGUUUCAGAAUAUCUCAUCAGUCCAGCAUGACAUCUGUGCUUCAGAUUCCUUGUCACUCAGAGUGUUUACCAAUGAGUGGAAAAAUAUCCCAAGAUGGUUCCACCAUAAGGGAAAAGAUAAAAGUACAUCAGUCGAAUUGCCUGAAAAUUGGUAUGCAUGUGAUAACUUCUUGGGAUUUGCUGUAUGUUACUCUGGCUGCUUAAUAGACACCACAGCUCAAUUGUUAUGUGAUAAAAUGAUGCCGUGUAUCACGCAGUCACUUGCCUUAUCCAAUCAGUCAGAAGGAUUUCCAGAAUCUGCUAUUCAUUUUUUCUUGGUACCUCUUGCUGGAUUGUGGGAUAUAUCUAAGGCAAACGGAAAAACACCAAAUGAUUAUAGGCACAUAAAGUUAUCUUUUUCGGAAGAGUUGAAGGAGUUUGGACUUCGUUUGCUGUAUAAAGAUGAAUCUAAGCUCAAGGCCCUGUGUGAAAUGACGGGAAAUAAUGAUGAACCAACAGAACACUGCAUCGUGAAAAGGAGGGGUCAGUAUGAUGAUGCCAGAUGCUCUUCUUCUAAGAAACAAAGGUCACAGCUCUAG